AUGGCUGUCGGCAUGACGAGCUUCUUGCAGGGCGCUGUCACUGUUAUGAGUUCAUUCGCGGCGCGCGAUCUGGGCAUGACCAGUGCGGAGAUUUCCUGGAUGAAUGCUGCCACAUCACUCACAGCUGGUUCACUACUGCUUUUCUUCGGCAGUAUAGCUGAUCUCUUUGGACGCAAAUCCAUGUUUAUCGUGUCCAUGUUCCUCUACUCCGUCGUCUGUGUGGGAGCCGGCUUCUCCCAAAACGGCAUGACGCUCGAUGCCCUUUGCGGUGUCCUAGGCAUCUUCUCUGCCGCGGCUGUGCCUCCUGCCCAGGGCAUGCUGGGUGUCAUCUAUGCGAAGCCUAGCCAAAGGAAAAACAGGGCUUUUGGCUGCUUUAGUGCCGGCAAUCCCUUGGGCUUCGUUUUUGGGUUGAUCCUUGCUGGUAUCUUUAUUCAGGUGUUCAGCUGGAGAGCUGGUUUCUUUUUGUUGGCUAUAGUGUAUUUUUGUACAAGUAUCAUCGCCGCAUUUACAGUGCCCAAGGAUACGACACCAAAACAGACGUUUAACGCAGAGACGAUGAAAAAGCUAGACCUUCCGGGAACAACACUUACGAUUUUUGGCAUUGGCAUGUUCUGUGCUGCACUGAGUCUUGGUGGAAAUGCGCCACAGGGUUGGAAGACACCCUAUGUCCUCGUUCUAUUGAUACUAGGUGCCAUUUUGAUUAUUUUGUUUAUUGUGUGGGAGCUCAAGUACCCAUAUGCGAUGAUUGAUAUGAAGAUCUGGCGCGAUCGAGACUUUUCUUUGCUAAUGAGCAUUCUCGCUCUCUCCGGUCUUGGAUUUCCAGUCUUGAGUUUCUGGAUUGCACUCUAUUUCGAGCGGGUGCAGGGAUACAAUGCCCUUAUGACUGGUGUUCACAUGCUUCCCAUGUCUAUUGUAGGUGUCGCUGCAAACGUAGUGGCUGCCCUGGUUCAGCACAAAGUAUCCAACAAACUCCUUGUUGGUAUCGGAUCAACUGCUCUCACUCUUUCCCUUACACUGGCAGCCCUCCAGAGAGACGGAGAUUCGUACUGGGCAUUUGCUUUCCCAGCGCUCUGCUUGUGUGUUAUUGGCAUGGACUUUGAGUUCGUUGUUGCAAAUAUGUACGUUUUGUCUUCAAUGCCACUCGACAAGCAAUCCAUUGCAGGUUCGCUAUUUCAGACAAUAUCCCGUCUAUGCAGCGCUGUCUCUUUUGGAAUCGUGACGGCAAUUUUCGAUGCUGUACAGAAAAGUCCGGCAAAAUCAGGUUACUACGCCAACAACGCUGCCGAGCCCUACGCUUUCGCCUUUUGGUUCGCAGCUGCAGUCGCGUUUCUUUCCAUGCUACUCUUUCCCUUUUUGAGAAUCGGAACGCAGGGUCAUACAGGCGAUACUAGACGAGUGAAGCAGACUGGCGAGCGGGAUGACGAGUCGGAAGGCGGACGGGGUGAGGACAGUGAGCAUGCCGUCAUAACCGAUGCUAUGGCAGGCGAGAAGAGUGUGCAUGUUCAGGACACAGAAAAGUAGAUGACAGCAGAUGAUUCAUUUUAAAAGCCGUAUCCAUGCUGCGCAGUUCCAGCACAUUGUAGCCAAAAAUUUACUUAAUCCAAUCAUU
This is a messenger RNA of Bipolaris maydis ATCC 48331, 1609 nucleotides long. Its product is annotated as major facilitator superfamily-domain-containing protein. Gene Ontology annotation, biological process: transmembrane transport. Gene Ontology annotation, molecular function: transmembrane transporter activity. The record is from RefSeq and is a predicted model, not a curated record. Lineage: Eukaryota; Fungi; Ascomycota; Dothideomycetes; Pleosporales; Pleosporaceae. Gene Ontology annotation, cellular component: membrane.